Molecule: messenger RNA, 5962 nt
Organism: Herpailurus yagouaroundi (jaguarundi)
Lineage: Eukaryota; Metazoa; Chordata; Mammalia; Carnivora; Felidae
Gene: SCAF1
Product: SR-related CTD associated factor 1
Exons: 11
Coding region: 1754-5713 (1319 amino acids)
Molecular function (GO): RNA polymerase II C-terminal domain binding
Source: RefSeq, a predicted model, not a curated record
GGACUGGGAGUGUCUACAUGGGCUGCCUUGAGGAUGCGGCUCACCUACCUGGGUCUGGGGCCAUGUAGCGGGUCUGGAAGAACUGUUGGAGGGCUAGGAAGUCUUUUAGGGCCACCCAGGGGGGUGGGAUGUACCCACCAAGGGAGGGAGGCAAAUACUGACGGGUGCUGAGAGGCCUGGAUGGGUCUCUAACGUCUGAGAGUGUCUAAUAUGGGUGACAGGAGGCUGGGGGGCACUUAGAAGGACCUGGAACCAUCUAGGUGGCUUUCAGUGUGACUGCAGGAGUACAGUCUUUAUGCCUGGAGCAAUUCGAAUGCCUUUUGGGGCUGGGUAAUCGCGUGGAGAACAAGACAAAGGAGAGUAUUGGAAAAUUUGCCCAGCUCAAAUGUACUUGCACUUUAUAAUGUAAUUUAAAUGAAAAAUGUUGCUAAAAAUUCUGCAUUGCCCUGGAGCUAUAGAGAGUUGGAAUUAGUCCACAUUAGUCUGGGGAAGUCUGUAGGAUCAUUGAGACUCAUUUAGUGCAAUGCUUUUCAGACUCUUUUGACCUUGAUCUACAGUAAGAAGUGCAUUUUUUGUGUGUGUGUGUUAAGAGCUAGGACAUACUGACAUGUGUAUUUAAUGCCAAAGUCCCAUUAAUUAAUAUUCCCACGUACUACUUGUGAUGCAUCAUGAAGAAUUUUCAACUGUGUUCGAUUUACUUUUAUUUUUUUAUAACAAGCUAAUUGCAAAGCACUGUACUGCUCUCAGACUGUAGUUUGGGGAACACUGAUCUAGAGGGACCUAGCAACGUCUGCAGAACCUUUUCGUGUCAAAAAGAUAUAAAGAACUGUGGAUGUAUCUGCAAAGCCUGGGGCAUGUCUAAAUGGGCAGGGGAGCAUCUUCAUACACCGCGGAGGGCUUGGGGAUCUGUGUGUCUGUCCUCAGCAGGUCUUGACUAAAGCCCCUGUUAUGUGGCAGUCACUGUUCUGCGGAACAUGCGCUUUUCCCAGAGGUGCUGGAGAACUGUCCACGGGGGUUCAACAAGGCGGGACAUGUUAGUGGGAGUUAGUGAAGGAGCCACAGGCUCUUGUCUGGGAGGUUGCCUGUGGGAGCUUGGGCAGAGCUUGGAAAGCUGUGGUAGGAAGGAGACCAGGACCGAUGCAUUUGCUUGGCAGGUGUGCAGCUGGGAGAAUGGGGGAGGUAGAUGUGCGGUAAAUCUGGGCCUUGAAGCUAAUUUUUGUUAUUUUGUAUUGAGCGCUUGGGCUGUGCUAACUCUGUAGCAGAAAGUCCCUUUGCUUUCAGUUCUUACCGCCCUUCUUGGAGGUAGAUGCUCUUGUGGUGCCCGUCUACAGAGAAGCAUAAAGAGUCAGGGGUUUUAAAGCUUUCUGGGAACUCUGGAGACCGGAUAGUGUUUUCACAGUAGCAGAUUGGAUGGUUCUAAGGAAGCUUGCAGCUGGAGUACUCCUACUUUCUGAAGACCUAAUGGGGACACCCACCAGUCUGAAGGAUAAUCUUUCAGCCUCCGAAUGAUCUGAGAAUUUCUGUGACCUCAUGAAGGCUUUAGCCAUGAUCUCCCACAAUGGGCAGAUUGGUGAUAGGUGGAUGUCCUCCGCAUGCCUUUCUGAAAGUAGUGUUUUCGGUCUGGUGUUGGUUUUGUACAUCACUCUUGUAGCUCCAUUUUUUGUGUAUAAACCAGUUUUUUCUUUCUUUUUUUUUUUUUUUUUUUUUUGGUCCCUCACCACCGAGGAGAAUCGUUGCCGCUUUAGGGAGUUGCAUGGUAUCUGAGGUGACCAUGGAGGAAGAAGAUGAGUCUCGAGGGAAGACAGAGGAGUCGGGCGAGGAUCUGGGCGAUGGUCCGCCGGACAGAGACCCCACGCUUUCUCCUUCUGCCUUUAUCCUGCGGGCCAUUCAGCAGGCUGUGGGAAGUUCCCUGCAGGGGGAUCUGCCAAAUGAUAAAGAUGGCUCCCGGUGUCACGGCCUUCGAUGGAGGGGCUGCCGGAGCCCACGGUCAGAACCCCGUUCCCAGGAGUCAGGGGGGACCGACACGGCUACUGUGUUGGACAUGGCCGCAGACAGCUUCCUCGCGGGGCUGGUGAGCGUUCUGGAUCCCCCAGAUACCUGGGUUCCCAGCCACCUGGACCUUCGGCCUGGCGAAAGCGAGGACAUGCUGGAGCUGGUGGCCGAGGUCCGAAUCGGGGACAGGGAUCCCAUCCCUCUGCCGGUGCCUAGCCUGCUGCCCCGUCUCAGGGCCUGGAGGACAGGCAAAACGGUGUCUCCACAGUCUCACUCCUCACGACCCUCCUGUGCCCGUCACCUCCUUACCUUGGGCACUGGAGAUGGGGGCCCUGCCCCACCCCCUGCCCCAUCCUCUGCGUCCUCCUCCCCCUCCCCUUCCCCCUCAUCCUCCUCCCCUUCGCCUCCCCCGCCUCCACCUCCUCCAGCCCCCCCAGCCCCACCUGCCCCCCGAUUCGACAUCUAUGACCCCUUCCACCCCACCGACGAGGCCUAUUCCCCACCACCUGCUCCGGAGCAGAAGUACGACCCCUUCGAGCCCACUGGCUCCAACCCCAGCUCAUCAGCGGGGACUCCUUCACCCGAGGAGGAGGAGGAGGAAGAGGAGGAAGAGGAAGAAGAGGAGGAAGAAGAGGAAGAAGAGGAGGAGGAAGGCUUGUCCCAGAGCAUCAGCCGCAUCUCCGAGACCCUGGCGGGCAUCUAUGAUGACAACAGUCUGAGCCAGGACUUCCCAGGUGAUGAGAGCCCCCGCCCGGACCCCCAGCCCCCACAACCGACUCCGGCCCCUGGAACGCCUCCACAGGUGGACUCCACCCGGGUGGACGGAGCCACCCGCCGUCGCGUCUUCGUGGUGGGGACGGAGGCGGAGGCCUGUCGGGAAGGCAAGGUCUCUGUGGAGGUGGUGACGGCCGGCGGAGCCGCCAUCCCACCAACCCUGCUGCCACCGGGAGACUCCGAGAUCGAGGAGGGCGAGAUCGUCCAGCCGGAGGAGGAGCCCAGGGUGGCAGUCUCCCUCUUCCGGGCCGCCGGCCGGGCGGCGCGACCCCCUCCUGCAGCCUCAGCACCCCCGGCGGCCCAGCCCCCGCCCCCGCCACCUGCCCCCCGCGCCCCCGAGGGGGACGACUUCCUGUCUCUGCACGCCGAGUCAGACGGCGAGGGCGCCCUGCAGGUGGACCUGGGGGAGCCGGCGCCCGCCCCGCCGACCGCGGACACGCGCUGGGGCGGCCUGGACCUGCGCCGCAAGAUCCUGACCCAGCGUCGGGAGCGCUACCGCCAGCGCUCGCCCUCCCCAGCCGCCGCCGCCACCGCCGCCGCCGCCCCCGCGGGCCCCCCCACCCGCAAGAAGUCGAGGCGGGAGCGCAAGCGGAGCGGCGGCGAGGCCAAGGAGGCCGCGUCGUCGUCGUCCAGCGCGCAGCCUGCCCCGCCGGCCCCGGCCUCCCCCUGGGACUCCAAGAAGCACCGCUCCCGGGACCGCAAGCCGGGCUCUCACGCCUCGUCGUCCGCCCGCCGCCGCUCGCGGUCCCGCUCCGCCCGCCGCCGCUCGCGCAGCACCGACCGCCGCCGCGGGGGCAGCCGCAGGUCGCGGUCCCGGGAGAAGCGGCGGCGGCGGCGGCGCUCGGCCUCCCCGCCCCCGGCCACAUCCUCGUCGUCGUCCUCGAGGCGCGAGCGGCACCGUGGCAAGCACCGAGACGGCGGCGGCGGCAAGAAGAAGAAGAAGCGGUCGCGGUCCCGGGGCGAGAAGCGGUCUGGGGACAGCGAGAAGGCCCCGGUGCCCACCCAGCCGCCCUCCGGCUCCAGCUCCCUGGGCGGAGAGCGUGACAGCCGCCGCAGGGGGGCGGUGCCACCUUCCAUCCAGGACCUCACGGACCACGAUCUCUUCGCCAUCAAGCGGACCAUCACCGUGGGCCGGCCGGACAAGUCCGACCCCCGAGGCCCGUCGCCGGCCCCGGCCUCGUCGCCCAAGCGCGAGGUCCUGUACGACUCAGAGGGACUGAGUGCCGAGGAGCGGGGGGGCAAGAGCGGCGAGAAGGACCGGCGCCGCUCCGGGGCCGCCUCCUCCUCCUCUUCCUCCCGGGAGAAGGGAUCACGGCGGAAGGCGCUGGAUGGGGGGGAUCGGGACCGGGACAGGGACAGAGAUAGGGACAGGGACAGGUCAUCCAAGAAGGCUCGGCCUCCCAAGGAGUCAGCGCCCUCCUCGGGGCCUCCGCCAAAGCCACCAGUCAGCAGCGGCUCCGGCUCGUCCUCCUCGUCGUGCUCCUCCUCCUCCCGGAAGGUGAAGCUGCAGUCUAAGGUGGCGGUGCUGAUCCGCGAAGGCGUCAGCAGCACCACGCCGGCCAAGGAGGCCGCAUCCGCUGGCCUGGGCUCCAUCGGAGUCAAGUUCAGCCGCGACCGGGAGAGCCGCUCCCCUUUCCUCAAGCCCGAUGAGCGGGCCCCUGCAGAGGUGGCCAAAGCAGCUCCAGGCAGCACCAAGCCCAAAAAGACCAAGGUCAAGGCCAAGGCUGGGGCCAAGAAAGCCAAGGGGACCAAGGGAAAGACCAAGCCAUCCAAGACCAGGAAAAAGAUCCGCAGCGGGGGCAGCGGUGGGGGCAGCGGCGGCCCUGCGACGCUGAAGAAGUCCAAGGCGGAUAGCUGCAGCCAGGCAGCGGGGGCCAAGGGGGUGGAGGAGACUUCCUGGUCCGGGGAAGAGCGGGCGGCCAAGGCCCCUAGCACCCCGCCCCCUAAGGCAGCCCCUCCCCCCCCUGCACUCACACCGGACUCCCAGACUGUGGACAGCAGCUGCAAGACCCCCGAGGUCUCCUUCCUUCCCGAGGAGGCCGCUGAGGAGGCUGGGGUCCGAGGCGGGGCAGAGGAGGAGGAGGAGGAAGAGGAGGAGGAGGAGGAAGAGGAGGAGGAGGAAGAGCAGCAGCCUGCCACCACCACGGCCACCAGCACGGCCGCAGCUGCCCCGAGCACUGCCCCUAGCGCGGGGUCCACAGCCGGUGACUCAGGGGCAGAGGAUGGGCCGGCUACCCGUGUCUCCCAGCUGCCCACGCUGCCCCCGCCCAUGCCCUGGAACCUGCCUGCUGGUGUGGACUGCACCACCAGCGGUGUCCUGGCCUUGACUGCACUUCUCUUCAAGAUGGAAGAAGCCAAUCUGGCGAGCCGAGCAAAGGCCCAGGAGCUGAUCCAGGCCACCAACCAGAUCCUCAGCCACCGAAAGCCACCCUCCAGUCUGGGGGUGACCCCAGCUCCUGUGCCCACCUCUCUGGGUCUACCCCCUGGCCCUUCCAGCUACCUGCUCCCUGGCAGCCUCCCCCUGGGGGGCUGCGGCUCUACCCCUCCCACCCCCACUGGGCUGGCUGCAGCAUCUGACAAGCGAGAGGGCAGCAGCAGCUCCGAGGGACGUGGGGACACAGACAAGUAUCUGAAGAAGCUGCACACGCAGGAGAGGGCAGUGGAGGAGGUGAAGCUGGCCAUCAAGCCGUACUAUCAGAAGAAGGACAUCACCAAGGAGGAGUACAAGGACAUCCUGAGGAAGGCUGUCCACAAGAUCUGCCACAGCAAAAGCGGGGAGAUCAACCCAGUGAAGGUGAGCAACUUGGUGCGGGCCUACGUCCAACGCUACCGCUACUUCCGCAAGCAUGGCCGCAAGCCGGGGGACCCCCCAGGGCCCCCGCGGCCGCCCAAGGAGCCUGGACCCCCUGACAAGGGUGGCCCAGGCCUGCCCUUGCCCCCUCUCUGAGACCCUCGGCCACCCCUUCCUUCCUUCACCUCUUUGGAAUUCUGGACGUAUUUAUGGCUCCACCUCCCCACUUCCCUCCCCCGCCCCGUCAGUGGGAUGAUUGGGGGAGGGUUGCUGCAGGGAAGAGGAGAGCCCCCUGCCCUGCCCAGCCCUGUGCCCCUUGCCCCCAAGCCUGUCCCCAUCGCCCCUCCCUUCUGUUUGUGCCCCUCCCCCAGUUUCAUUAAAGAUUUCAUGAAAUGUUAGCCCCGA